AUGAACUUCAGUCUUGCAGAUAACAGCUUUUUUGAUACCAUCAAAGAAUCUAGUCAAAAUCUGUUUCUGAAACUAACUGGUAUCAAGGAUACCAUUGAUAAUGGUCUUAAAAAGCUGUCACCUGAAGCUUUUGAAUUUAUGGAAGAUCUUAUUCGUAGAUUCUUAGCAAUUUUUGCUGGUCAUAAUGUUGGCGCAAUUACCGUUGGUCUAAGUGAUUUUUUAAAAGAUACAUUGGGAAUAUACGAUAAACUUUCAGAAAAUGCUAAACAGGAUUUGAUGCGAGAAUUUCCAACAAUUUCUGACUUGCUAACCAGUGAUGUUUCACGGCUGUUAAUAAGUCGUGCUUCUGAUAUUAGUGCUGGAGCUGAAAAAAUUAUUGAAGCUUUACUACCAAAAAAGACCACUGAUGCACCGGCAAAAGAUACAGUUGGAGAAAAAAUUGAUAUUAAUACUGCAGAAGCAGAUAAUGAUUUAAACAGUGGAAAAACUGUUCAAUCAGUAACAAAAUCUGUUGAUACUCAUCAAAGACCAGAUACUGAUAAUGUGGUGGAUUUGGUGAACGAAAAAAUGACCAAAAUUGAUGUCAAUGUAUAA
Molecule: messenger RNA, 594 nt
Organism: Enterobius vermicularis (human pinworm)
Lineage: Eukaryota; Metazoa; Nematoda; Chromadorea; Rhabditida; Oxyuridae
Source: the annotation of a GenBank genome assembly